Molecule: messenger RNA, 1730 nt
Organism: Dendronephthya gigantea
Lineage: Eukaryota; Metazoa; Cnidaria; Anthozoa; Malacalcyonacea; Nephtheidae
Product: separin-like
Exons: 12
Coding region: 47-1351 (434 amino acids)
Biological process (GO): proteolysis; meiotic chromosome separation
Cellular component (GO): centrosome; mitotic spindle; nucleus
Molecular function (GO): cysteine-type endopeptidase activity
Source: RefSeq, a predicted model, not a curated record
AACUGUGUGUACUUUGUCGGUUGUGCAAGCCCCAGACAGAGAGAAUAUGAAACAUCUUGUGAUAACAAGGCUAAGGAAAAGUAACGAGUCUUUAGCUUUAAAAUUAACUUUACCAAGUGAAGAUGAUGAAGAUGAUUUGAUGAUGAAAGAGUUUCAGACAAAUGAUUCCGUCGUUCGUGAUCUUUCUUCGAUAUUCCGACAAAAUACUCUCGGUGAUUUCGCUGUUAUAAUGCGAGAGUUGAAUGAAAUUGAAGAAUUCAGGUCUAAAAGAUGUGAAUGGGUGAGCAAGAGAAAGCAACUUGACAACAGACUUGAGAGGUUUGUACAGAGAAUGGAAGAGGUUUGGUUUGGAAGAUGGCGUGGUAUUCUCAAUGGGCGACGUCUGAACGAAAUGGACUGUUCUAGGCUACAAUCUUACGUAGAGAAGAUCCAACAAAUGGCAAUUAAAAUUUUGGGAAGACGAAUACAGAAUGAACAGUUACUGGAGGUGCUUACAGACAGUUUCUGCCAUCUUCAAGCAAAUCAGGUGAUGAAAGCAUUAGCAGAUCUAACUGGAUUCAAAGAAAAUUGUGAACAACUUUUUAAGUUCUCUAAGGCGUUAGCUAAAUUUCUCGACGAUCAUGAAAGAGAUGACAAUGCAUCAAGUUUGAGAAGAGGUCCAAUUGUUUUGGUCUUAGAUAAGGCCAUACAACAUCUCCCAUUUGAGUCCAUGCCGAUACUUCGUGAACAAGAAGUCUCAAGAAUGCCCUCGCUUCAAUUUAUAAAUGCUCAUUUGAGUAUGCAAAGAACGAUGAUUUCAGGAGUGGAUACAAAAAAAACGUUUUAUCUUUUGAAUCCACAAGAUAACCUUCCAAAUGCCGAGAAAUGGUUUUCUCGAUGGUUUUUAUCUGAGAAGGGAUGGAAAGGAGUAGUUGGACGUGCACCUUCCAGUGAGGAGUUCAAAGAAGGUCUGGCAAAAAAUCAGUUCUUCAUAUAUGUUGGCCAUGGCAACGGUCGGGAAUUCCUUAACGGUGAUGAAAUUACAAGAUUGUACUGUGAAGCUGUUGCUUUAAUCAUGGGCUGCAGUAGUGGAAAACUAAUCGUCAAGGGUCAGUGUGAUGCAAGAGGAAUGGCUCUCAAUUACUUAAUGUCUGGAAGUCCAGCCGUGGUUGGAAAUCUUUGGGACGUCACAGAUGUAGAUAUUAACAAAUUCACCGAAAAUGUACUGCGCUUAUGGUUUAAGAAAUCUCAUAAAUUGUCACUUACACAGUGUAUUGUACAAUCUCGUAAUGUUUGUGAUAUGAAGUAUGUUAAUGGUGGGGCGCCUGUAGUUUAUGGUAUGCCUGUGUUUACACGAAAUGUGAAUGAGUAAUUUAGACUUUAGCCACUUUAAAUAGGUUCAUAUCGAUGAAGUCAUGAAGUGUAUUUUUACUGAAAUGCUGGAUUAUUUUAUGCAUUUAUUGUCAUGAAUUGAAGGCUAUGUUUUGGCCUUGCUUAUUCUUUUUUAACUGAACCCAAACUAUGUAAGUAACCUCGUCUAUAUAAAUAGAACAUAUAUGUAUAGCAAUGAAAGGUUUAGUGAUCGUAAUAUGCUUUGUGGUAAGCUUUGUGAUAACUCUAAGCUUGUUACCGAUGUUACUUUUGAUCAUCUGUUGUUUUGCGAAUCCCCUUGGUUGAAAAUAUUGGCUCAAGCAUACUUAUAACAUAUUGCAUGCAUGCUUCUUUGUUAUAAAUGAAACGGACAUUUGUUA